GGUCACAACGUGGAUGUCGUUAGCCCAUUUCGCGAUGCACAGCCCCCGAAGGGCUAUACGGACUAUACUCUUCCGAGCGUCAAUUUGAGCAAUCAACUUGGUUUCGAUAUUUUUGAAGAGAUUCCUAUGCCAUCUCUGUUGCCCUUCGGCGAGUUCUUCAUUCUGUACGCCUAUGGCAGGGAUGCGUGCAAUGCGACGCUUCAUAGCGAGGCGCUUGCCCAGGUACUCCAACAUCCUGCUGGCUAUUAUGACGUCAUCAUCAUGGAACAAUUCAAUACGGAUUGCAUGAUGGGCGUGGCUUAUCAGCUGCAGUCACCCGUCAUCGCCAUGAGCAGCUGCGCCCUGAUGCCGUGGCAUUACGAACGCAUGGGCACUCCGAUAAUACCAUCCUACAUCUCGGCUCUGUUUCUGGGCCAGUCUGAGAACAUGUCCUUCUCAGCUCGCCUUGGCAACUGGCUGACCACGCACACGCUCAAUUGGCUCUACAGCUUGUUCAAUGUGCCCGCUGCUGAUGCGUUGCUGCGUCAGAGAUUUGGACCCGGUAUCCCGAGCACGGGCGAGCUGGUGAAGAACACCUCACUGAUGCUCAUCAAUCAGCAUUACGCCUUCAGCGGCGCCAAGCCUCUGCCACCGAAUGUGAUCGAAGUGGGCGGACUGCAUCUAAGAGCAGCGAAGCCCCUGGACGAUGCACUGCAGCAGCUGCUGGACAACGCCGAGCAUGGCGUCAUACUCAUCAGCUGGGGCUCCCAGCUGAGAGCCAACUCGCUAUCUAGCGCCAAGCGUGAGGCCCUCCUGCGCGCCCUGGCCCGUCUGCCGCAGCAGAUUAUCUGGAAGUGGGAGAACGACACGCUGCCCAAUAAACCAGCCAACGUGCACAUCAUGAAGUGGCUGCCACAGCGCGAUAUCCUGGCGCAUCCCAAUUUGCGCGUAUUCUUCAGCCACGGUGGCCUGAUGGGCCUCACAGAGGCCGUCGCCAGCGGCGUGCCUGUGGUGGGCAUGCCAGUCUAUGGUGAUCAGUACUUGAAUGUGGCGGCUCUGGUGCAACGCGGCAUGGCUGUGCGUGUGGACCUCAGCCAGUUCAGCGAACAGAGCGUAUUUGACGCACUCACCCAGGCACUGGAUCCCAGCUACAAGCAGCAGGCCAGAAAGGUUGCCGCCGCCUACAACGAACGUCCGCAACUGGCGAUGGACAACGCUCUCUGGUGGGUACACCACGUGGCUGAGACACGCGGCGCUCCACUGCUUCGGUCCAGUGCUGCUAAGCUCAAUCGCUUUGUCUACUAUUCGCUGGAUGUCUAUAUAACAGUUGGGGCGGCUCUGUUCUUGCUCCUGGUCAUCGCUCUUAAGUUCUGGCGUAUAUGCUGCACACGGAAGCGGCAACAGUCUAAAGCCAAGCGCAGUUAGUUAAGAG
Messenger RNA from Drosophila navojoa, 1411 nucleotides. Its product is annotated as UDP-glycosyltransferase family 36 member E1. Lineage: Eukaryota; Metazoa; Arthropoda; Insecta; Diptera; Drosophilidae. The record is from RefSeq and is a predicted model, not a curated record. Gene Ontology annotation, molecular function: UDP-glycosyltransferase activity.